AUGCUUCUCCUGCAGCCCCGCGCAGUCCCUGCGCCUGCUCUGCGGGGGAGGCCUCCUCGGCCACGCCGGCGGCUGGUGCCACCUCCCCUCGCCUCCGCGCCCAGUUCCAUCGUUGUCAGCUCCGACGAGGACGCAUUCACCAGGUGCUCCGGGUACCUGUUCGAGGAGGGAGCGGCUACCGAGUCGGAGCUCCCCACCGCGUACGACCUCCCCGGCAUCGCGGCCGUGUACCGCCGCCGCCCGCUCCUCGUGCUCCGCCGCUCGCUGCAGAUCGGCACCUCCUUCGGCCGGUGGUUCGCGCUGCGGUACCUCGACCGCGUCAACGAGCGCGCGGACGACAUGUUCGAGCUUCGGGCGGCUCAGCUCAGGAGGAUACUGUUGGAGCUUGGUCCGGGAAACUGGAGGGGUUUGCACCCCUACAGUGCUCCUGCCUGUUCAUGUGAUGUUGUUCCACCUGCAUACCUUGAUGAGCUCUCACUACUUCAGGACCGCAUAGCACCAUUUUCAAACGAUGUUGCUUUUAACAUUAUAGAGAAAGAGCUUGGGCUGCCACUGAAUAUGAUUUUCUCUGAGAUAACACCAGAGCCUGUUGCUGCUGCAUCUCUUGGGCAGGUUUACCAGGCUAGGCUCCGCUCCAAUGGUAAGGUUGUUGCUGUCAAAGUACAAAGACCUGGAGUUCAAGCAGCAAUUUCAUUAGACAUAUAUAUCUUGAGGUUCCUAGCUAGUCUUGCAAGGAAGGCUGCCAAGUUGAACACAGACCUUCCAGUUGUUCUUGAUGAAUGGGCAUCAAGCCUAUUUCGGGAGAUGGAUUAUAGAGAAGAAGCAAGAAAUGGACUUAAGUUCAGAGAAUUGUUUGGGAAAUUUAGAGAUGUCUCGGUUCCUGAAAUGUAUCUGGAGCAAACUAGAAGGCGAGUCCUUAUCAUGGAAUGGAUCGAGGGGGAAAAGUUGUCAGAAGUCAGAGAUCAGUAUUUGGUUGAGGUUGGAGUAUAUUGUUCGCUUUCCCAGCUAUUAGAGUAUGGAUUUUAUCAUGCAGAUCCACACCCCGGAAAUCUUCUGCGUACAGUUGAUGGGAAAUUAGCCUACUUAGAUUUUGGGAUGAUGGGAGAAUUCCGACAAGACCUUCGUGAUGGAUUUAUUGAAGCUUGUCUUCAUCUUGUUAACCGUGAUUUUGAUGCUUUAGCAAAAGAUUUUGUAACCCUUGGUUUACUUCCUCCAACUGCCCAGAAGGGUGAAGUCACAAAGGCAUUGACAGGUGUAUUUGAGAACGCUGUUAACAGAGGAGUUCAGAAUAUAAGCUUUGGAGAUCUGUCAGGAAAUCUUGGACGAACAAUGUAUAAAUUCAAGUUCCAGAUACCUUCUUACUUUUCCCUUGUAAUUCGAAGCCUUGCUGUUUUAGAAGGUAUCGCAAUCAGCUUCAAUCCAAACUAUAAAGUUCUGGGCAGUUCAUAUCCAUGGAUUGCAAGAAAAGUUCUCACUGACAGUUCACCAAAGCUUCGAUCAACUUUGCAGACUCUUCUUUAUAAGGAUGGCACUUUCCAAAUUGAUCGCCUGGAAUCUUUGUUAACUGAGUCACUUCGUGCCAGAACAGAGCAAUCAUUGGUCAGAAAUCAAGAAGAUGUCGACAGUACGAGAUAUGCAAUUAAGCAAGUCUUGUCAUUCACAUUCACUGACCAGGGUGCUUUUGUGAAGGAUUUACUUCUUCAGGAGAUUGCUAAGGGAAUAGAUGCACUUGGCGUAGCCACAUUAAGCUCUGCAACGUCUGCAGCAGCCUCCAGAUUGCCAUUCGCUGGUGGCCCAUCCCCAUUGACCUCACUAGACGACGAGGAUGCCACCAACUUAAGAAAUCUGUAUCGCCUGCUCCUACUUUUAUCUAAGGUUUCUCAGAAGGAAAAUCCAUCUCCGAGUCCUGGAUAUAACAGUGCCAUAGAGAAGGAAGGUGGUAGCACGGAUGAACUUUCUCUUGCGCUGUAUGAAAUGACCUCUCUGCCAGAAUUUCUUCCAGUUCUUUCUGUCAUUCCUGAGAGUACAACAGGCAUUGUAAAUGGCCCAUGUUGUUAUGCACAUAUGGUGUAA
This is a messenger RNA of Miscanthus lutarioriparius, 2073 nucleotides long. The record is from the annotation of a GenBank genome assembly. NCBI's taxonomy places the organism in Eukaryota, Viridiplantae, Streptophyta, Magnoliopsida, Poales, Poaceae.